Molecule: messenger RNA, 457 nt
Organism: Colletotrichum navitas
Lineage: Eukaryota; Fungi; Ascomycota; Sordariomycetes; Glomerellales; Glomerellaceae
Exons: 1
Coding region: 82-381 (99 amino acids)
Source: RefSeq, a predicted model, not a curated record
GUUGUGUCACUAUUCCAAUUGGAUGCCUCGGGUUCUUCGCCGCUCUUCUCAUCUUUGUGAGGUUGGUUCCUUCGUCUCUGGAUGGGCGCCGAGGAUGGCAGUGGUGUAGGCAAGGUCGACUGUCAAUCUUCAUCUUGUGCCAUCUUUAAAAUGAGUGAUUUGCCCACCCCAGCCUCUUAUCGGCCGUUUGAUAUACAUAGUACACUGUAUAGUGCCCCUGUCAAUCAUGCCGUCAAGUUUUUAUUUUAUUUUUUGCUCCUUGUUUGCUGUAUCUGCAGUGUGUUUUCACACUAUCUUAGGUACUCCGACCUUCUUUUUCUCUCGCAGCUCUUAGACCUUUAUCUUGUACCCCUAUUUCUCGUCCACCUGUGCGACCAGUAAGAACAACAAAUAUCCCUUUUCGUCCAGUAUCAACAAACGUAUCCCCCUCCUUUGACACCGCCUUGUCCCUUGACGG